This is a messenger RNA of Penaeus monodon (black tiger shrimp), 536 nucleotides long. RefSeq lists its product as uncharacterized. Lineage: Eukaryota; Metazoa; Arthropoda; Malacostraca; Decapoda; Penaeidae. The record is from RefSeq and is a predicted model, not a curated record. The transcript is spliced from 5 exons. The coding region runs from base 38 to 472 and encodes 144 amino acids.
CGCAGGAUUCUGAGAUAGUCAUUCGCCUCCAGUCAUCAUGUUUAUCUUGUCGCUGCUGCUUGUCCCUAUAUGGCUGGUCUUCACCGCCGCUCAAGGAGAUUACUGUCUGCCUCCCGUCGGCUCCCCGAGCGAGGAAGUGGCUGCGCAGUUUGUGCUCGAAGCUGCAGAGAUCACAUCUGUGGCUGCCCUGGAGACUGAGAUGUCCUUCUGUUGCCCACAACAAUUCACGGACUGUAUGGCUGCGGGGGGCGUCUGUAUGCCCUCAUUUGUCAAGUCCCUUUGUCCCCUUGCCGUUGAUAGCUACUGUCCAGCCGACUCCUGUACCUGCUGCAUCUUUCAACCUCCCUGUCAGGGAUUAUGCGAUCUCGGCGGCAAGUUAGGGGAGCGCCGUUGCAGCUGUCGGUCCAGUGAGCGUCCUAUAUCAGGGAAAUGUUCCUCCUCUUGCACUUGCUGCCCUCUUAAGGAAGAAUGAGUUAAAGGGUAAUGGAUCCGAGGGGCCAAGAUCAGCGUUUCAGCGUAGUCUGGGGUAAUGUGAA